Molecule: messenger RNA, 4249 nt
Organism: Octodon degus (degu)
Lineage: Eukaryota; Metazoa; Chordata; Mammalia; Rodentia; Octodontidae
Gene: Slc45a4
Product: solute carrier family 45 member 4
Exons: 8
Coding region: 442-2799 (785 amino acids)
Biological process (GO): transmembrane transport
Cellular component (GO): membrane
Molecular function (GO): sucrose:proton symporter activity
Source: RefSeq, a predicted model, not a curated record
CCCGCCGCCCCGCCGCCCCGCGGCCCCGGCCGGAGGAGACAGAGCCUCCAGUCACUCGAUGGGGAUUCACAGAGGACCACCUGUGUUUGUCACCUUCCCACCUCUCUGUAGCAAGAGAAGUGACUGCAGCGCCUCUUCAGUAAUGAUGAUGAAACUGGUAUUAACUGAGUGGCAUUUAUGGAUUUUUAACUCUAACUUGCAGUGAACCAGCAAGCCAUAUGUUUACACUCCAACCAAAAACCCUCUGUUUGCUGCGUGUCUUCUGCAAUCGGGAGAAGCUGAGACACCCAUUUAUACAAAGAGGAAUAUAAGUGUUGCCUGCCUGAGGAACGCACCUGGAGCAGAACGAGACGUCUUAAUUUAUCAUUAAAGAGAUAUGAUAGUAUUAUUUAUAUAGUUUAAAAAAUAUAUAUAUAUAUAUAUAUUUUUUUUUUGGUGGUAAUGAAAAUGGCUCCGCAGAAUGCUGACUCGGAAUCUAUGCAAGUGCAAGAGUUACCUGUGCCCCUGCCAGACCCACAGAAAUCUGGAGACCUGGAGACCGAGAACCGUGAUGAGACCAUCAGCGAGGGGUCCAUAGACCGAAUCCCCAUGCGCCUGUGGGUGAUGCAUGGGGCAGUGAUGUUUGGCAGGGAAUUCUGUUAUGCCAUGGAAACGGCACUGGUCACGCCCAUACUGUUGCAGAUUGGCCUCCCGGAGCACUACUACAGCCUCACGUGGUUCCUGAGCCCUGUCCUCGGCCUCAUCUUCACACCACUGAUCGGGUCAGCAAGCGAUCGCUGCACCCUGAGCUGGGGCCGCCGACGGCCCUUCAUCCUCGCGCUCUGUGUGGGCGUCUUGCUGGGCAUCGCGCUGUUCCUCAACGGCUCUGCCAUAGGUCUGGCCCUUGGUGAUGUCCCCGGACGGCAGUCCAUUGGCAUUGUCCUCACCGUACUGGGAGUGGUAGUCCUGGAUUUCAGUGCUGACGCUACCGAGGGGCCGAUCCGUGCCUACCUGCUGGACGUGGUGGACAGUGAGGAGCAAGACAUGGCCCUCAACAUCCAUGCAUUUUCUGCAGGCCUCGGCGGUGCCAUCGGCUAUGUGCUGGGCGGGCUGGACUGGACACAGACCUUCCUGGGCAGCUGGUUCGGGACCCAGAAUCAGGUGCUGUUCUUCUUUGCCGCCAUCAUCUUCACAGUGUCAGUGGUCCUGCACAUCUUCAGCAUCGAGGAGGAGCAGUACAGCCCGCAACAGGAACGCAACUCAGAGGAAGCCACCGUCCUGCCCAGCACUAGACCUGGCAGCAGCUUGGCCCCUGCCACCCGCCUAAAUGCCCUGGGUGGGGGCAUGCAAGACAGCAGCCCUCCAUUCCAUGAUGAGGUGCAGUCAGAGCACGAGCUGGCCCUGGACUACCUCGAUGUGGACAUCGUGCGCAGCAAGAGUGACUCUGUGCUGCACAUGCCGGAUGCCACACUGGAUAUGGAACCCGAGCUGCCCUUCUUGUAUGACAUCGAGCCGUCCAUCUUCCAAGAUGCCUCCUAUCCCAGCACCCCCCGCAGCACCAGCCAGGAGCUCCUGAAGGCCAGGCUGCCCCACCUGUCCACCUUCCUCAGGGAAUCCACCAAGGAGGAUGAUACCUUGCUUGAUAAUCACUUGAAUGAAGCUAGAGUCCCAAAUGGAAGUGGCUCUCCACCAAGAGACACCCUCAGCAGCUGCACCAGGGUGGAUCUGAAACUCUCAGCUACAUCCAGCUCCAUGAGGCGGCGGAGGCACAUGUUCCGCCGUCAAGCCUCCAGCACCUUCUCUUACUAUGGCAAGGUUGGAUCCCACUGCUACCGCUACCGUCGGGCCAAUGCAGUGGUCCUGAUCAAACCCUCCCGCAGCAUGAGUGACCUCUAUGACUUACAGCAGCGGCAGCGGCAGCGCAACCGGCACCGGAACCAGAGUGGGGCUACCAACUCCAGUGGGGACACAGAGAGCGAGGAGGGCGAGGGUGAGACCACCGUGCGCCUUCUGUGGCUGUCCAUGCUGAAGAUGCCAAGGGAGCUGAUGCGCCUUUGCCUUUGCCACCUGCUCACCUGGUUCUCUGUCAUCGCCGAGGCUGUCUUCUACACCGACUUCAUGGGCCAGGUCAUCUUCAAAGGUGACCCCAAAGCAGCCUCCAAUUCCCCUGAAGGGCAGGCCUACAGUGCCGGUGUGAAGAUGGGCUGCUGGGGCCUGGUCAUUUAUGCUGCCACCAGUGCUAUUUGCUCAGCCUUGCUACAGAAGUACCUAGACAACUAUGACUUGAGCAUCAGGGUGAUCUACGUGCUGGGAACACUGGGCUUCUCUGUGGGCACAGCUGUGAUGGCCAUGUUCCCCAAUGUCUAUGUGGCCAUGGUCACCAUCAGCACCAUGGGCAUUGUAUCUAUGAGCAUCUCCUACUGCCCCUACGCCCUGCUAGGGCACUACCAUGAGAUCAAAGAGUAUGUCCACCACAGCCCUGGGAAUUCAAAACGUGGGUUUGGAAUCGACUGCGCCAUCCUCUCCUGCCAGGUCUACAUCUCCCAGAUCCUGGUGGCAUCUGCCCUUGGGAGCGUGGUUGAAGUUGUGAAGACCGUCCGUGUCAUCCCCAUGGUGGCCUCUGUGGGCUCCUUCUUGGGCUUCCUGACAGCCACAUUCCUGGUGAUCUAUCCUGAGGUGUCGGAGGAGGCCAAGGAAGAGCAGAAAGGCCUGUCUGCGCAACCUGCUAGUGACAGUGCAGGCGGUGACAAGCCCACGGUCCUGAGGCUCUCUCGGAAGGAGGGCCUGCAGAGUCCAGUGGAGACCGAGUCCAUGGUCUGAGCUCUGGCUGACACAUUCCACAUGGGAGGCGGGUAGGAGGCCGAUGGCCACUGGUGUUGCUGGCGCUUGGAGGACAGCGCUGGCCAGUGCUCUUUCUCCAAAUAAUCGAAGUUCACUAGUUGUAGGGUAGGUUUGAGCUAUUAGGCAAAAUUAUCACACUAAUUACUUUUCCCACAAUUAAAAAAAUCAUUUGAAAUCUUUUUUAAUUGAAGACCUUUUAAUUUCAACUGUCUUUUACUCUGCAGGUAUAUUAUUCUGCACGUUUUUACAUUGUAAACAUUUACAAUAUAGUUAGGUGAUUUAGAAAAAAUGAGAUUUUUGCAUUUCUGAAAUUACAGUGAAAAUACAACCCUUUUGCUGUCCUGGGCACUUCAGAAGAGAGCAGUGUGGUCAGUGACUAGAACACCCUUCCCAGGUACCCCCUGGGCACCCACGGGUCUGUGGAUGCCCCUCAGAUCUUGUCACGUUCCAUUGGUGCUGCCGCUGCUGGAGAGUAUUUUUCUUUGUAAUUAUUUUAGACUUAAGUUUUUUUUUUUUUUUUUUUUUUUUUUUUCUUUUUUAACACUAUGGUUUUCUUAGGAGAGCAGCAUUUCCUUUGCCACAGAGUUUGACACCGUGCCCAGGGCCGCUGUUUCUGGGCAAGCCGCACACCAAAGCUGAGGGGCCCCUGAGGUGGCUGUGGGCAGACAGGCUAAGGGCAAGGCGCACACCCAUCCUGGGACACAGUUUGAGCUCUCAGAUCCAGUGCUGCGUGUGUCACCUGUGCGAGCACGUGUGUGUCCGGACCCGCCUGGCUGUCCGUGCCUGGAGCUCCGCAGCCCCCGCAGCCCCGCCCCAGGCUCCUCACUGCACUUUGACUCAUCUACCCCUUGGCUGGGGAUCCGCGCUGAGUUCCGGGUGGCUGAGGCUUCCAGCGCUGUCGUGAGGCUGUCUUGCUCUCGAGUGUGGGAGACAGCAGCCUCCAAGCAGGGCGCAGGGGGCCGGGCCUCGCCCGCCGCCAUGGCAGGACGUGUUUGCUGGAGCCUGUGACUUUCUCACCUGCUGACCGACUGUCACAGGGGUUAGCAGCAACGCAGAGAGGCCGAGUGUCGGGGAGGCCCUGACGGAGGACUCAGCACAGUGCUCUGCUUCUGCACGCCAGCAAAACUCAUCGGAUGCUGCAGCGGUUGGGAAUGUUUUUCAAGCCAGUCUUUAUUCAGAACCAAGCAGUUUCUGUUCUUCGUAUGUGAAACAGUCGGUCCAAGCUGUCUGAGGUCAGGAGGAGGAGGCCCUGCACAUCACACAGGUGGAGUCAAACCUUGUCAUAAUUGCUGCCUCAAGUCUGUUUUUUAAAUAAAGUACUUUAAAAUGCAUGGGAGUCAUGCUGCAAUAUGAUCAUUCUAAAGCAAAUAUAUAUAUUUCAAGAUGAAACUAAGCAGUUUUUAAAUAAACUACUUGAAUUUUCUGUGUA